CACUAACAAAAUCACACCUUAUCUAAUUCCACCCCUUCAACUUCCUUUCACAUUUUGACUUCUCCGCCUGCAACUUUUCUCACCCUUUCUGUUCAUAUCCAUACCUCUUCAAAUCGAAGUCUACAGAGAAGGGUUCCUUUUUGUGGAUGUUUCCUAUUCGGUUUUUGGUCCAGAAAUAGCAAAGGGUGUUGCUCCUGGAAUUGAGGAUCGAGUUCUGGAUUUUGGAUUCUGGAUUCGGAGAGCUGAGCCUCUCUGUUUGUUUUCUUGCAUUGGAUAGAGAUUUAGAACCAUGGAGGCUUAUAAAAGAUGGGUUAGGAGGAAUAAAGACUACGUCCACUCGCUGGAAUCUCUUGCCAAUAUGCACAAAUCCAUGCCUUCUAUCUAUUACUUUUAUUGUUUGGAUCUUCCAGCUGCUGGUAGCAGAAAUGGAUUGACGUGGCUUCUUCGUGAGCGGUUUUCUGCUUCAGAGAUAGGACCAGAAGCAGUAACUGCUAUCUUGGGCAUAAUCACUGGUAUCAAUGAGCAUAUAAUUGAUACGACGCCAACCCAAUGGCAUGCUGGUUCUGUGGAGCCAUAUUCUUUCCCUUAUUCAUUGUGUAUAUCCGCAAUAAAGGACUUGGAAACGCUAGUUGAAGUUACAGCACAACAUUAUUAUGGUGAAGAUAAGAAAUGGAAUUUCAUAGCUGUUACAGAAGCAUUAACGGUGUUAGUUAGGCUGGCUUUGUUCCGGAACAGUGGAUAUAAGAUGCUUCUACAUGGAGGAGAGACACCAAAUAUUGAAAAGCAUUCAGAUUUUUCUUCUCAACAAACUGUUGGAGGUUUCCUAAAGCCUGGAAACCAUGGGCCUAGUCAUUUACGAGGUAAUAAUGGACGGAAUCCAUGGAAUCCAGAAGGGAGGGCAUUGUCAGCAUUGAGCAGGUUUGGACAAAAUGCUAGAAUGGUAUCUGACCCAGUAUGGUUGCGUAGGGUUCAACAUCAGCAUGCAAUUAUGGAGCCUCCAUCUCCAAUGGUUGAUAGGACGACACUUUCCACAAUAUUGUCUGAGAAAGGUCUACAUGGAGCAUUAUUUGUCAUAGGAGAGGUGCUCUGUAUCACAAGACCCCUUAUUUAUGUUAUGUUUAUCAGAAAAUAUGGAAUUCGGUCUUGGACCCCUUGGUUUCUUUCUCUGGCUGUGGAUCUUAUUGGAAUAGGCUUUCUAACACAAGUUACGAAGUCAAUGCAUGGAGGAAAAAGGCAACAGUUUCGUCUUACUGUCUCUGAAAAAGAUGAGUUAAAAAGAAGAAAAUUGCAAUGGGCACUUUACGUUAUGAGAGAUCCAUUCUUUAGCAAGAACACCAGGCAAAGACUUGAAUGCAGUGAAAAACUACUGGAACCUAUUCCUAUAAUUGGGGUUCUAACUGCAAAAAUUGUUGAGCUUGUCAUUGGAGCUCAGACUCGUUACACUUACAUGUCAGGAUCAUAAGACAAAUCUGCAACAGAUACAUCUAAUUGUCGGGGCUCUUUCAUGGCCUCAUUGGGCUUCUUUGGCUUUGCAUGUCUUCUGAUGGUGAGGCCUCCCGUCUUUACUUCCCUAGGAUGAGACUGUCCCUGAUUGGAAGGUUCGGUCUACAGGCAACCAUUUUUUUGCCUUUUUGCUAUUCGGGUCCAAUUAUGCAAGUCAAUGCCAUCCAAAUUCUAAGGGUUUUUUUUUUCCUAACCCCUGAGCUUGGAUCUUAUAUAUGAGUUUUGAACGGUUAGGCUUAGGAAGUAUUACUUAUUCAUAUUUAGGUUUUGUGCUUUCAGUUUGUAUGAAUUAAACUACCUAAUGAAAUUCUCAUUAUUUUCGACAAAAAAAAAUCUUACUAUUAACAAUCCUUUAAAAAAAAAAAAGAUCACGGUUGAGGGAUCAAGUGGAUUCACAAUUAAUAUGAAUCAAAGGGUUUUCAAUAACAUAAAAUCU
Molecule: messenger RNA, 1939 nt
Organism: Hevea brasiliensis (rubber tree)
Lineage: Eukaryota; Viridiplantae; Streptophyta; Magnoliopsida; Malpighiales; Euphorbiaceae
Product: peroxisome biogenesis protein 16
Exons: 10
Coding region: 290-1462 (390 amino acids)
Biological process (GO): peroxisome organization
Cellular component (GO): peroxisomal membrane
Source: RefSeq, a predicted model, not a curated record